AGUCACCUUUCAUUUCUCCUCAGUCAACCUUCUAAAUAGUGGCUCCUAACUUCCACUGAAACAGCUUUCACACGGCAGACUGCCUCUACGAACAGGAAAAAAAAAAAAAAACACACGACAUAUUAAGCCUGAAUGUGCGCCCCAAUGAGCGCCUAAUUGACUGGACACAUGUGCUGCCUGUAACUAAGCUGGUCCCGGGUUCCUGUGAUCUGUGGAGCAGGUACUCCGGGAGACCAAUUGGCAGGAGCUCCGGUCCAAUCAGCUCCCUUCCUGCGCAGCGUAAAGCCACUUGGGGCGAGCGUGGAGGGCCGCUUGCUCUCGGUGCGCAUUUGUGAACAGACGCCCUCUGGGAGCGCACAGACUUGCGGCACUGUUGAGUUUUCUAGCAGCAUCUUCAGAGGGUUAGAUUGUGCAGGCAGCCCUCCUCCUCCUCCUCCCCGCCCCACCUUUUCCACCACCCGCGGACACCCCACCAUCCUUCGGUCAAGAUGCAACUUUAAGGAGCGAGAGGAAGUUAAGAACGACGAUCCAGUUUUGUUCUUCCUGCCUAGAGAUGAUGUUCUCUUCCGCCGGGAAGCGCUGCUUCACGAUAGAGUCUCUGGUCGCCAAAGAGAGCCCCCUGCCAGCCGAGGACCCCAUCCGGCCGACGGCGUUGAGUUACUCCAACCCGACCACAGAUGCCUUAAUGAACGGCUACCAGGCUCCGGCGGCCAGGCCUCUCUACCAGAGCCCGGAGCUGGUGUUCCCGGAGACGGUGAACCACCCGUCCCUCACCGUGGCCCCGCACCAGCUCGGAGGCUCCCACCUACAGCAUCCGCACUUCUUCGGCACGCAACACCGGGACCCGCUCAACUUCUACCCCUGGGUGUUACGGAACAGAUUUUUUGGACACAGAUUUCAAGGUAACGAGGUGUCCCAGGACAGCCUGCUCCUGCACGGCCCCUUCGCCCGGAAGCCCAAGCGCAUCCGGACGGCCUUCUCUCCGUCGCAGCUGCUUCGCCUGGAGAGAGCCUUCGAGAAGAACCACUACGUGGUCGGAGCCGAGAGGAAGCAGCUGGCCAACAGCCUGAGUCUGAGCGAAACCCAAGUGAAGGUUUGGUUCCAGAACAGACGGACGAAGUACAAGCGCCAGAAGCUGGAGGAGGAGGGUCCGGACAGCCAGCAGAAGAAGAAGGGGAACCACCACAUCAACAGGUGGCGCAUCGCCACCAAGCAGGCCAGCUCCGAGGACAUCGACGUGACCUCAGAGGACUGAACCCACACACGGGCCUGAGCGUCAGAGGACCAACACUAUUUAUUAUGUAAGAUUAUUAAAAGCGUUGUUAGACUCAUUAGAGGAAGACUCAAGGAUUCCAUGUGCGAUCACUCCACGUCUUCAUCGAGGAGUUUGGACGUCGAGCGCCACCGCGACGACAGCGGAGCAUCAUUUCAUGAUGGCUGAAGAGAAAAGUCGUACCCUACAGUACCAUGGUGCUCGCUUUUUUCUUUUUUUCUUUUCCUUUUUUGUACAUAGGCCAGUAAUGAAGGUUAACAAAAAGCUAAUUGUUUGAUCACUUCCACCUUACUUCACUCGCUUUCACCUGUGCACCACAUUAAGUCGAACUCAUCCUCGAAAGGAAGCUGUGGUCAGUCAGUGAACAUGUUGGUGAAACGGAACGAAACAGAAAACUUCUCAGACUCCUCACCACUUUUAUUUUUAGAGACGGUCUUCGUUGUCCUGCUAAUGAAGGUUUCCCACCAGCAGGAGGCGACCUGUGACCCCGGGAAGCAAGUUGAGUCGCAAUCACGAAAUCAUCGUCUUUUGCCACCGUGGAACCAUCGCCCUAGGCGAUGCACAAGACAACACGUCCCCGUUUGUUGCAGAUUUUACGAAGCGCCGCGUGUAGAGCGAGACGUGUGCGGAAGCGUGUUUUUCGAGCACGAAAUGUAUUUACAGACAGACGGCUUUGGAAAUAAAAACUUUGAGACGUGCUCCUGUUGCAUGGGAGAUUGCUGCGUGUUGUUUUAAUUGAGGCAGCAGUUUGUUCCCAGCAGCUACAGCAGCUGCAGAUUUCACUCAUUAGGUUGAUGCUCUCCAUCUGAGCUAGUGGAUGUGCAGACUGCUGUGAAACGUGCUGCUGCAGGGGCUGAUAAGACAAACCCCCAAACAUUUAAGGCUCAGUGGUGACUGGGAUACAGCGACAAAAUUAUUCAUUUUGUCACAUUACAAACACAAAUCCCUGUGUAUUUUAUGCAACUGACUUAUACAAAUUAGCGUAUGGUUGUAAAAUGGAGGGAAAUGAAUCCAUGGAUUUCAAAUAUUGUUUCAAAUAAACAGAAAAGAGUGAUGAGCGUUUGUAUUCACACCCCUUUACUCUGAUAGCACUAGAUGAAAUCUCUCAUCUAUUUACAGUCGCCUAAUUAGUAAACUGGCUAUAAUAUAAUUGUUCCAUUUGGAGAAAGAAGUGAAGGACGAUUAUAAGCUGAAGUAUUGGGCUGACAGAAUAGGAAUUAGCUAAAGCUACAGUUCCAGAUUCUGAUCAGACUGAAAGAAUGUCUCCUAAAUGUAUAAAAUUCACUAAAUGUAUUUUUAUUUCAAAGCAGAAUAUCAUUCGUCUCUGUUUUAAUAGUAAAACCAGCACACUGUUUGGUAAUAAAUUCAAACUUCUGGC
Molecule: messenger RNA, 2651 nt
Organism: Poecilia latipinna (sailfin molly)
Lineage: Eukaryota; Metazoa; Chordata; Actinopteri; Cyprinodontiformes; Poeciliidae
Gene: emx1
Product: empty spiracles homeobox 1
Exons: 3
Coding region: 554-1255 (233 amino acids)
Biological process (GO): regulation of transcription by RNA polymerase II; central nervous system development; brain development
Cellular component (GO): nucleus
Molecular function (GO): RNA polymerase II cis-regulatory region sequence-specific DNA binding; DNA-binding transcription factor activity, RNA polymerase II-specific
Source: RefSeq, a predicted model, not a curated record